Molecule: messenger RNA, 1571 nt
Organism: Linum tenue
Lineage: Eukaryota; Viridiplantae; Streptophyta; Magnoliopsida; Malpighiales; Linaceae
Source: the annotation of a GenBank genome assembly
CUGGAAAUCAAUCGUGCAAUCGAUGUCCUCUACAACUAAUAUGGACCGAUUUGGGGUUGCGAUAAGCAGCCUCCUGAGCUCGGAGUUUCCCCUCAGCUCGGUUAAUUCCAAGUCGUAGACAUCGUAUCGGAGAUAGCUCGCCAUUGCAGCAAUCAAGCUAGAUUUACCGGUUCCAGGAGGACCAUACAAUAAGUACCCUCUUUUCCACGCCUUUCCCACUUUCUUGUAAUAGUCCUUCCUUCUAGCAAACCGCUGGAGGUCGUUGAGGAUCGUGUUCUUCAGCUCUGUAUUCAUAGCCAGAGUGUCGAAUGUCGCGGGAUGAUCCAAAUUCACGCCGGCCCAGGUAUCGGAAUUGUUGCCGUACAGAUUCUGGAGAGUGAAAAGCUUGGGGGUCUUGCUCUUUUCCUUGAUUGAUUUCGCCUCGGUCACGAUGUGGGGGAAGUAAGAUUGAAGAGCCAUUUCUUUGUGCUGCUUGUGGAAGCUGACCUCGAAAGACCGGACCUCCGAGGGAAAUGCGGAUCCCAUCGGACCGCGAUUUCCUUGAGAAAAUGGCGACUGCAUCCGCCUCGAGAUCAAGACCCAUUUGAAUUUCACUCCGCGAAACUCAUCGCAGACCUCUUCGCGGCUCUCCACCCGGACAUGGAUCUGGGUUUCGUUGUCGGGCUUGCUGACGUUGAGCCUCUGCGUCGAUGAGCUGACCUUGCGGGCCAGAUAAGUCUGGGCGGCGUCGUAGAUUUGGUUGGAGACCAGACCAUCGGAUUCGUCGACCACCAUGGUGAGCUGGGACGAGAAGUGGCUGAGGAAUUUGCGGAUUCUGAAAACCAGAGCGUCCUGAAGUUCCCGGGGAAUGAAAUCCUGUGCUAGAGAUCGAGCGAGCAUGACGGUGGCAGCCAUGGAGGCUGCAGUGGACAGGAUUGCCUUGGUGUUUCUGAUGUUGGAUACGGCUGGUGACGAUGCUGAUGAAGUCGAGGCAGCCAUGGUUUUUGGGAGAAAUGAAACAGAGUGCUCUGUUUUCCGUUGGAGGGGAUAGAAUGAGGUUUGUUGGUAGGAAUGGGAGGCAGAGGCCCGUCGAUUUAUACUCUUACUUGGGAGUUUGGAGUAUGGGAUGUGGAGACGAAUACUUAGACACGGCAACCCUUGUGAGUAAUUUGGAGUCUUGACUUUGAAAUGGAAAGGUAAGCGACAGCCAUGGAAGCAGGAACUGUCGCCCGGCAAUUGCCGUGGGCGCCAAGUCUAGACGAGCACGAGGUCCUGUUCGUUAUUGUCAAUCUAACUGGCUGGGGAUUGGCCAUCUAUGGAGGUUGCAAGUUCUUUACAGGCGGCAAGAAAGACAAGAACGAUGAGAAGGUUGGAGAACCAGCACUGAUGUGGAGAACCAGCACUCCUGUUCGUUAUCGUACGAACGGACGAAAGAACGGUUAUCAUUCCCUAAAGUUUCCUGUUUUUGUUCUGCACUUGAGUUUUCAGGGGAGGUUUAAAGUUGCAUGUGACUCUGGAACUGCAUGAUAGAACUCAUUGCUAGUUCUUUCACUUUCGACCGUGUAAUGGAUUUUGAAGCAUUCCUUAAUCUC